Biomphalaria glabrata is the source of this 7720-nucleotide messenger RNA. RefSeq names its product centrosomal protein of 170 kDa-like. Gene Ontology annotation, molecular function: protein binding. The record is from RefSeq and is a predicted model, not a curated record. The coding region runs from base 794 to 5890 and encodes 1698 amino acids. Lineage: Eukaryota; Metazoa; Mollusca; Gastropoda; Planorbidae. The transcript is spliced from 20 exons.
GUGUAUUUUUAUGAAAAAAUUGCUUGCAUAAUUAAUUUUAUAAAUUAAACGGUUUGCUUUUAGAAAACCAAAAGUAGCCGUUGCACCUAAACUUUUCAAGCCGCAUUUAAUGAUGAAAUAAUAUUUUUCAUAUCUCUUCUAGUUUUUGAGAUCUGAGUGUGACAGACGGACAGACGGACAUUUUGCACAAACCUAAUAGCGGCUUUUUCCCCUUACGGGGGCCGCUAAAAAAAAAAAGUACAGACCUUCAUCAACAGAUGCCUGAGAAAUAUCCUAAAAAUACACUGGAUUUAUUGGCUAGCAACUCAACUUCUUGAAACUUUCUGGUACCAACUUUACAAAACUCCAAAUGAAUUACUCUCUUCUUAGCAUCGUGAGGAUUUAUUAGAUCAAGUUUCAGUUCAAAAGCUUUCACCAAAGUAUAAGUUUCUAGGAGUAAUUAACUUUUACCUUGAAGUUUAACACACAGUUGAGUGUUGAAAUUGAUGUGGAUUUAUACUAUCUCUUUCCAAGAAGUUCACUGAAUCAGUAACUAAUGCAUUAUAAUGUUCCAUCUAAUUAUGUUACAAUAAAGUGCUUGCUGAUGGAUGAUACAGUCUAAUACCAUAGCGCAACACUUGGAUAAAAAAAUUGGCCUUAACUAAAUUUAAGGUGAUAGGACCACUCAAGAUGAACUGUCUUUGGCUGAUCAAUAAGAUUAUUUUGUGACCUUAUUGGAAUGAAUUACGAUUCUAUUGACAUUAUAAUAUAGUAUCAGUAUCAGAGUAUCAGCCAGGAUCCAAGGUACUGUAGUAUGGAGAACAGACUGAACAGGGAGGGUGAUGUGCUGCAGGAUCAUUGGUACCUAGUGGAUACACAUGGCCAGAAGUUUCGUCUGCCCAAGACCAUGUUAUUUCUGGGACGAGAGGAAUGUGACGUGGUCUUAGCGUCACAGUCUGUUGACAAAAGACAUGCUGUCCUGACUUUUGACCUUUAUUUAAACAAGUUUAAGGUGAAAGAUUUGAGUACCACUAAUGGGACUUAUGUGAACAAUUCUCGAAUAGCAGAGCAGGAGUAUGUGACUCUACACCAUAUGGACUCCAUUAGACUUGGACAUGAUACCAUGAUGUACCACAUAGAGCAGGGCAGUCAGAUCACUAACCAAGGAGGUCAGCUUCCAGACCCUCAGUUUGUCCCAUCCUGGGUGACCAGACACUCUCAAGACCCUGCAUCUGUUCAUGUACAUGCUCAUGCCAUGGCUGAGUGUCAAGAGCUGCAUUACAUUGGAUUGUAUGGAUGGUUCCCAACAUUGGGCUGUAUAGCUGAACAGAAUAUAGAGCAUACUUGUAGUCUAAACACUGAGUCCAAGGGUAACAAGGAGGAAACAGUGGACCAUGAAAUUCAAAGACACUCACCACACCAACCUCAUCAUCAGCAUUAUCACUCUAGAACAAAUGAGCAGCAGGUCCCAGAACUUAGCAAAUCCAAGACUGCUGUCCCAAGAUCUCCUAAAAACCAUCAUUCCAUUGAACAAGAAGAUAUCCAUCAGAAUCCUGUUUCUCAGACUAACAAAAACAACCAGGAGCAGAUUGCCAACCAAGAGCAGGACUCCAUCUCAACCAGCAAUAUUGAUGACUCUGAUAACAUACCAGUGAUGGGCCGCAAUACUUGGCCUAGGAAGAGAGUGCGGCAAGUGGCCCAUGUAGGUUCACUAUUUAAUCCUGAGCCACAAGAAAAGUCAGAUUUGAACAUCAGCGAGGCUAGGCCAGCAGGAAAACUGGCGUCAGCUUACAUUGUGUCAUUUGAUGACUCUGUCUGUAAUGGUAGCAGUGGUGCUGCAGCAGUGGAGGCACAAAGAAGGCUACGAGGAAAUAGAGCAUCAGAGUUGGCUACAGUGAAGAAAGGAACACCACUCUAUGGUCAGCCAGAUUGGUGGGGGGAUGCUAAUGAUCCUGAUUCAUCUUCAAGUGCUACAAAAAUUAAUGGAGAAAAAACUGAGUCUAGAAGCACAAGGCCAGCAAGCUUGCAUCUAGUGGAAGAGAACGGGGCUGCUGCAUCUAGCACCAAGACAAGGUCAGCUACAGUGACUGCGAUGGACAGUGAACGGGUCAAAUAUGCAGAACCUACAUACAUGGAGAUCCCUAUUAAAGAUGAGGAUCAUCCCAAUUGUCCUAAGGAAUUACAGACACCAUCUAAAAGUGUCAGCUCAUCUUUGUCUAGGGAUAGCUUGUCCAAUUCUCCAGAGAUAAAACCACCAGUGUCUAGUAAUAAAGCUAUCAAGAGCCACAGUCCAAGUGCUGACUUAAACUCCUCCAUGUCUUUCACUAUUGAUUUUGAUGAUCCAGAGCACCCCCCAAAGAAAACAAUGAACAUUUGCAGCAGUCUAAGUGAAUUUGUUCCAUCAAAAAUCCGUAAGAACUUUCGUGAAAGGAAAGCUCAGUCAUCAAAAGCCAGUUCUAAAGAAUCAACACCUAGCAAAAACUCUGAGGAGCGAGAAUUAUCUCCCUUACACUAUCAAAAACUUGAUGAAAUUCAGAGUCAAGUGUUUGAGAAAAAGGGAAAGUCAUCCAGAUUGUCUAGUACUCAUGCGACUAUCGGCACUUCCCUCAGAUCUCCUAACUUGGAAGACAUUGACAGAUUGUCAGAGUUCUCAGAAGAUAGGAGGUCCAAUGAAAGGGAUGGAGAUAAAACAAAGAAAACAGUCAGCAGCAAAAGUCCUCAGAUUUUAAAAAUGGGGAAAACAGCCAAAUCUUCUUUCUUGACAGCUGGCAUGACCACUGCUGCUUCUUCUAGCCUCUACUCCAGUCCUGCAUCGUACCUGUUUGACAAAAUGUUUGAGACUGGAAGCAGCACCUCUGCUAGUAGUGACAAGGAAAUGUCCCCUGAGCAGACUCUAUACAAGGAGGCUGCUGGGCAUGACAGAUCAUCAAAAGGAUCAAUGCCUCACCCAGAGAGAGAACUUGUACGUCCAGUAGUGGAUUCCAUUACCACAGGUAAAACAACUGUCACCACUACCACAAAACUAAGCAGCUGCAAAGAAGCUACAAUUAAGAAGAAGCAUCCUGUAAUGUCAGCCAGUGACAAUGACCUGCUGAUCACUGAAGAUGCAGUGGACAGCGGUGAUAGAAUAAGCAAAGAUGACAAAGAAGAUAAAGUGAGUGAAGCAGGAACAUAUACCAUAGAAGCUGACGUAAAGGAUGGUGAAGAGGAGGAAGAAGAGGCCAGGAAGCGAAUUGACAAAGUGUUUGGUGUGGAUGUUGAUGAUUUUACUUCAGAUAAACCCACCGUCAACCCACUCCGCCUGGCCAGCCCUGGUGGAUAUGACAAUGUUUAUGAGGAUUACGAUAAUGCAGGGGAGAAGACUCCUUUGGAUGAAAAUGGUUCUGCCCCCAUUGAAGAUGAUCUUACUUUAGAAUAUGAUGAUGAUGAUGAUGAUGAUGAAAAUAAUGAAGACUUAGAGCAGAAUUCUGCCAUGCCACAUUCAGAUGGUGUUCAGACAUGGGUCAAGCAGUUGGCAGCACUAUCUCACAAGUCUUCAGGCCAUUUAGCAGAAUUGGCUAAGAAUACAAAAGAAGAUAAUGAGCCAUCAUUAUCUAAAAAACCUCCUCAAGGUUUGAACAGGAAGAGACCAGGUACAGGGAGAAAGCUGCCUUCAAUCCCUACAGAUAAAAGUCCUGUCAGCAGUGAACACAGUUCAUUUGUCGGUGACCACGAUCGCUCUGUGGAAGACAUGAGGCAUGAAAGGACACCUGACUUGUGUGGGAGUAAACUCAAUGGCACAUCAGCUGUAAAUGGCAGAUCUCCAAGAAUAUCUAGUCAGGCUUAUUCUAGGAGCAGAAUUGGUAGUAAUGGUUACCAAGACAAUGAUUCUUUAACAAAUGUCACAAUGAGUAGUCCCAGCACAUCUGCCAGGUCUAGGAGCAGUGUGGACACUGAGCUUCUCCUUCAAGAUACAGAAACUGUCAUGGCUGCCAUGGAGGCCAGAAUAGUCUACAAAUCAAGCCAUGACAACAAACGUUCCCAGAGCACUGAGUCUGAUACUGAUGUGUCCAGCACAGUGGCAUUGGUUAAUGGUGAUGAGCAUUAUGUUAAACCAACAUUAUACAAAAGCCCAAGGGAUGCCUUAUCAAAAAGACAACAGAAAGACUCACCUGCUAAGACAUUAAAUCAUGCAAGCUCAACACCUCCAGCUGCACCUGGCAAAAAAAUGGUUGGAAGAUCUUACUCUCAGACUGUGGCCUCUCGCUCACGAAGCAUGGCUUCUCCUAGAAGUAUAACUUCUGUAACCAGUGCUAACACUGGAAGAAAGUCUUUAAUCUCAGAUGUACUUGCUGGUCGUAGAGACAGUUUUGAUAAUGACAGUAUUAUAUCUGAUGUUAGUUCAGACACUGGUGAUGGCAGUUUUUCUCGGUCCUCAUCCAAAGGAAAAGGCAACAUCACCAUGACCAAACCCAACAGAGCUUUCCAACUUCGACGCGCUCGUGCAGAUAGCUUUGAUGAACCUUCAACUCCCCGCUCAGGUAAAUCUUUAAAAUCUGGCACAAGUAGUUCUUCCAUAAGAUCCUCAAGUGUUCACAGCACUACAAGGACUAGGUCUCUGAUAGAGACUCAACGAAGUGAAGCUACAAGUCUUGGGGCUCAGAUUGUACGAAAGAGUAGGGUAAAUAAUACUUUAGAAUCAGUACAAAAAGCUAACAGCAACUCAAAUAUCUCUUCAAAUAUGAACAACAAAUUAGGUCAGAAAAUGCAACGUGCAAGUUCACUAACAAUGGCACAUCAAUCAGCAAUGACAGCUGCUAAAAGGGAACCUACUCCAAAGUCUCACAUAAGGACCACUCCUACAGGACUGACUAGAAGUGGUUUAGCGAUCACUGGCCUCAGCAGCAGGAGUCAGUCACAGCCAGGCAGCAGAUCCAAUUCUCCCAAAAAUGCAGAAAGAUUGGCUUGGAAGCGUAGAAAAGAAUAUGACCCUCGUAAGGCUGUUGCAGAAGCAAAGGCCAAGGUGAAAGAGCCAGGUGUGACCAUGAGGCCAAAACCUUCUGCCAGUGCAAAUAUCAGGAGGAGGAUGAUAAGAUCUGCAUCUUUUACUGACUCUCACAAGCUGGCUUUGUCCAUGCAGUCUGCAACAUCUAGCACUCAAGACUUUACUUCUCUAGAGAGCUCAAGUCAUCAGGAGGGUCCCAGGAGAGCAUUCAUUCCAUUUCAAGGUUCUUUACGCUCAGAAAGAUCUCACCACAGUGCAGAUGAAGACGACAGCUUGGUCUCAGCCAAUACAACACAGGAUUCUUCUAGAAGCCUGAUCUCUUUAAGUGCUGCACAACAAAUCAAGUCUGCAUUUACACCACCGCUUCUUCGUUCCAAGACCAUCUCUCCAGAUGUGUCUCCACUACGUCACACCCUGUCACUACAUCUGAGAAACAGCAUGAGUGAUGUUGACACAAAUUUUUCAACUUUGUCGCUUGUCCGUAAUAGUGACCCAAGAGAUAGCCCAGCCACUACUGUAGAUACUUCUCCACAGGCAUCUUAUGAUUCUCUGAUAGUCUCUUCACUCUAUCAAAUCUCUUUAAAAUUAAAAACCACGCUGGACAAAUUGGUGGAUAAACUAAGGGAUCAAAAUCGCUUGAAUACCACACCAUCACCAUAUGAUGACUAUUUGCCUGAUUCCAGCAGAAGUGAAAUGCCAGCAUGGAAAACAGCAAGUCCAGAGCUAGCAGGAAUUCUCAAACAUUUGAGAACUUCUGAGAGAAGUGUGCAUAUGAUCAACUCUGUUUUAUUUCCUGAUGAUGAGAGAACUCAGCAAAUCAAACAAAUCCGCAGCCAAAUGGCCGUCUUUGUUCCUAUUGAGCAACCCAGACCUGAGGAAAAUGAAUGUGCAUCUCCUGAGAUGGAAGAGCUGAGUGGUCAAUUUUAAUUCCAGAGAUAUUUCCAGUCUUUGUACUUGCUAGGAUCAUAGUUUAGUUUUAAACUUAGAAUGAACCAGGCUGCUGUAAUCCUUAGAGUACAUAAUAGUCAAUAUCUAGUGAAACUAAUAAUACCUGUGAUUUUACUUAAACUACCUUGAAAUUUUCUAUUGUUAAAAUUGUAAAAGUCCUUUUUUUUUUAAGUGUAUUCCAAAGUUUUUUUAUCAGAAAGAUGUUAUAGUACUAUAGUAUUAAACCACAUGGUUCUAGUUUUUUAGAUACAUUUUAGAUGUAUGUUAUUUCAAUUAUAUGUCUUUUUCUUUAUAUUGUGUUUAAGAAUUUUUUUUGAAAGGCAAAGUUGUUUUUUUUACAUUGUAAAAAACAAAAAAAUACACCAGAAAAUCUUUGCUUUUAAAAGUACUCUACACUUAAGAUAAUGAAAUUUUCUACAAAAUAUUAUAUCAUUGUAUGUUAAAUUUUGCUUUUACAACAUGCAACUCAAAAUAGUUAUUAACCUCUCAUGUAGGCAUUCCUGUUUUCAUUUAAAACCAUAUCAAGCCGGUCAUUUGUUGGCCACAUGCAAAACCAGUUUCCUAUAAAUAAAGGUACAUAACUGGUGAAUUUAUUUUCAACUGUCUUAGUAACAUGACAGAGAACUAUAUCAUCCUAUUUUGACAUAUAAUUAAACAUACAUUAAGUUUCUUGAUCUCAAAUGUAAAGCUAGUAUACUAAGUUCUAUUUCACCAUUAUCUGUACAAUGAUCAAUUGAACAUUACUGUACUUGAACUUUUCUUUCUUUCUUUACUGUUAAGGAGUAGUACAUCUUUUUUGUAAUUGGUUGUUUUUUUUUAGGAAUUUUUCUUCGUUUUAUGUUUAGGAAUUGUAGUUCUAAGAUUUUUUGUGUGCGUUAGUUUUCAAUAAGUGCAAUCUUUAAUCUUUCUUAAUUUAAUUUCUUACAGUACAUGUAUAUUUUCAUGUUAUUUAAUGUGCACUUGUAGAUCUAUAUAACAACUUCACAGAAGGCUUGUUUGAACUACACAUAGAGUUAUUGAUUUCUCAAUUGCAUUGUUUCAGUGAAUAAAUAUUUCAUUUUGUUUCUUAAUGAAAAAUGAUGACAAGUUAUGCAGUAUUCAGUGCCAAAAUAGAUCAAAUAAUGCCUGAUAUCUUUGAAAGCAGUACCUAUAUAUUUACACAUGUCAUUUUUUGUACAUUUCAAAACAUCUUCUGUGAUACCUGUAUUAUGAACUCAAGCUUUCCUUGACUUUGUCGUUUACUUCCUUGAUUUCAAGAUGGUGCUUAGAUAUGUGUACAUGUUUCUUUUGUUUUAUAGAAGCAACAUCAUCCAUCUUUUUAUACAGUUUUUCAUCUUAGUAAUUGUGUACUCAGCAUGAUGCAGAACUUGGCAGUCUGUAGAGUUCAGUUAGUUGCUUGAACAAUACAGCUUCUGGUAGGCCUAGAGCUGAGUUAGUUACUUGAAACAUGAUCUGAAUCAUAGCAUGUGAUUGUACUUGUACCUCUGUUACACUGCACUGUACUGCCUGUUUAUAUUAGUAGAAAAUGUAAGACAAAUGAAUAACAAAGAUGAUUGAAGUAUACUGUCUCUUACAAUCAAUGUCUUUUCAGUUCCCUGGUACAUCAUUCAAAAAGAUUUGUAUACAAGCCUGAACUCAUAAAACUAUCUGAUUUCAUAAUGUCUUUCUCUUUUUUUUUUUUCAUCCUAGACUAGUGUCUUUUAUGAAUCUUCUGAUGUACAGUGUAGGCUAUAUGUAAGUUAGUAAACACUGACCCUGCUCCUUAACAAUAGCUAUGCAUAAUGUUGUUUGUGCACAUGUCAGUGUUGA